Molecule: messenger RNA, 1605 nt
Organism: Erythranthe guttata (spotted monkey flower)
Lineage: Eukaryota; Viridiplantae; Streptophyta; Magnoliopsida; Lamiales; Phrymaceae
Source: RefSeq, a predicted model, not a curated record
UUGAGAACAGAGAGUACCUUCGUCUUCUUCCUCUAAUGGUGUAGGGUUUGUUGUGAUUUCUCAAAGUCUGACUCAAUUGAAAGAUAAUACUUUUUUAGCGACUCAUUUGUCUAUUUCCAGAUUUUCAAAGAUGGUGAGGAAGCGGAAAAAUCUACCCAAGAAGUGUUCUACUAAGGGAUACACGGGGGGUGAUGAUGAAGAUCGGAUAAGUGAGCUCCCAGAUGAUAUUCUUGUUGUUAUAUUGUCUUUGUUAUCGGUAAAGGAAGCUGCAAGUACGAGUAUUCUUUGUUCGCGGUGGAUAAACUUGUGGAAACACACCAAUUCUCUCGACUUUGAUGGAGACGCUGCGCUGUACAAGACUGCAAGGCUAAAGAAGGAGUUACAGUUCAACGAGAGGCGCAAGUAUGUGAGAUGGGUGAACUCUAUUAUCCAAUCGCACAAAUCUCACACCAUUCAAAAGCUUAGAAUCCAAUUUUUUUUAAGAAAAGAAGAGGCAGAUACACUCACUAAGUGGUUUGAAUAUGCGUUUUCCAGACAAGUUCCGUCGUUGGAGAUUGACCUUUCACCACCAAAUUUUAUCUUUUUCGGCAGCCCUGGCCCAAAUUAUGUUUUCCCUCAAGAGUUCACCAACUCAGCCACUUGUUUCGAUUUAAAACACCUCAAAGCAUUGUCUUUGAAAUUUGUUACCGUCACUCGCGAAGCUAUUGAGUUCUUUUUGAAUAAUUGCCCAUUCCUUGAAAAAUUUAUUGUCCAUCACACAAAAAGCAUGUCAAAGCUUGAAAUUUGUGGUUCAUCCCUCGCUUUAAAACACUUGGAGCUUUGCUACUUCUUCGGUUUGGAUUCGGUUAGGAUUUCAGCACCAAAUCUUACUUCACUCACAAUUAGGGUAUUUUCGGAACUCAUACUUGAGAAUGUCCCAAUGCUUGAUGAAUUGCGUGUUGGUUGCGGUUAUAGUGAUUUUUCUGUCAAGAAGUUACUUCCUGCAUAUUCUGCCUGCAUUUCACAGUUGAAGAGUCUUACCCUAAUUCUCAACAACUUAAAGGGAAGUACAGAUCUGUGCAAGUUUCCCGAAAUGCCUAAGUUGAAGAAGUUGGUGAUAGCCUAUUGCUCAGUGGGUGAAGAUAGUCUCCUACCAUUGACUUCUUUGAUAAGGGCAUCUACUCGUCUACAGGAAUUUGUUUUAAAGCUCGACUGGUAUCAACUUUCAAGGUCAGAUAGAGAAAUCGAGACUAGUGUAAGGUUUCCCCACGAGUACCUUAAAGUGGUCAAGUUUUUUGGUUAUUACGGUCGGAGCAGUGAUUAUGAAUUUGUCAGGUACUUUAUAGAUAAUUGUGUCGUGCUUGAGAGACUGAUUAUUGAUCCCCACUGUGUACCAUAUGCACCGCAUGAUCCAAUUACCCCUACUAAAUUAGCUAAGGAAGUAACUGCAAUGGAAUGCACCAAGCGACAACUUGAAUCACAAGUACCUGCCCACAUCGAAUUGGUUAUAAUUCCUUAAUUAAUAGUUUGUGUUGUAUUUAUGAGUUUAAACUAUCACUAAUUAUGUUAUUUUGAUCAUGGAUAUUAUUGGAUGUUGAAAGCAUUUCUAAUAUUUUUUGGCAUCUA